This is a messenger RNA of Oncorhynchus mykiss (rainbow trout), 6019 nucleotides long. It is a transcript of the gene stard8, whose product is annotated as StAR related lipid transfer domain containing 8. The record is from RefSeq and is a predicted model, not a curated record. Gene Ontology annotation, biological process: actin cytoskeleton organization; regulation of Rho protein signal transduction; signal transduction. Gene Ontology annotation, molecular function: GTPase activator activity; lipid binding. NCBI's taxonomy places the organism in Eukaryota, Metazoa, Chordata, Actinopteri, Salmoniformes, Salmonidae.
UUGUUCAAGAGGAACCAGAUGGUUUUCAGCAUGAAUGGGGUCAUGAAGGGCAGGUUCUGUUAGGCUGGUACAGUUGUUCGCAAAUAGAAAAGUAGUGAUAACUGGAAUCCCUGGCUUCAGUUCCCUUGCUUGGUUUCUUUUGCCUGCUUGAAACUGUUCUUCUUGGAUUUGUGUAACUAACUCUCAAUCAUUUAUGGAAUCUGUAAAGUUUUGACCUCCACCACCAGGCUACUGUUGAGUGUUUUGGGCUUCAAUGCCCUUUUUAUUUGUUAAUGAGUGGUCGGACUAAGUUUCAGCAACUGCUCGGAAAAAAUGAACUGGAGGCUAAAGAAGCUUGUAAUUGGCUGCGGGCUGCUGGAUUUCCGCAAUAUGCCCAGCUCUACGAAGCGGGACAGUUUCCUUUAGACAUCUCCUCUGUGAAAAAAGACCAUGGGUUUCUGGACCAGGAUUCACUGAAGUCACUAUGCAGGAGGCUGUCAACCUUGAACAAGUGUGCCUCCAUGAGACUGGAGGUCCAUUUUCAGUGCAAACAGAGUGAAGACUCUGAGGAGGAUGACCUGUGUGCCAUCAGUGACCGCUGGGCAUUCCAGCGAGAGAGUAAGACAUGGUCCCGACUGCGUACCCUCUCCCCACACGUCUCCACCACCCUGCACCCUUUGAGGGCCUCUGCUAGUAGUGAGAGCAUCCUGAGUGACUUCAGCAACCUGGAGGUCACCUCCACCCACAGCAGUAGCAGCCUGAGUGUGAAGAGUGACAGAGGUACCACUUCCAGCAACCCCUCCAGUCAGGUCACCAGCACGGCAGAGCCCUACACCCUUACCUCCCACCAUGACUCCCAUGGUUCCCACUCUCCCAAUGGAUCUGCCUGUGAGGACCAGCCUGUGUCUCCAAAAGACCUGCUUACUGUUCCUGUCAGCAGAGAGAAGACCAAGAGGUGUUCCAAUACCUUCCUGAAGAGAAUGGAGUCGUUCAAGAGAAAGGAUAAAGAGAGGGAAGUGACAGAUGGCCAAGUUGUGACCUCUCCACUGCAGUUCCCUCUAACCCCUGGCAGUUUGCAUUGCACUUCCAAUGAAAGUCUACCUGGUUUAAAAAACAACACUACAGAAAAGAGCAGUGUAAAUUACAGCAGAAAAGCUCAUACUAUCUGUCGUACAGGCCGUAGGUCCCCAGUUGUGGACAGAGCUAAUGCGAAGAGCAGUUGGCUCUAUCUAGAGGACUAUGAUAUGGCAGGGUGGAAGGGGGCUAAACAGGUUAUUCAGAAGAGUGGCUAUAAAAAUGGACUGGAUUGUCUGGUUCAUCUGCCAAUGGACCACAAGCCAGGCACGUUCCCCAAGUCCCUAUCCAUCGAGAGCCUGUGCACUACUUCCACCUCUCAUGAGCUGUGUGAAUGGCAGAUGGAGGACGUAAACCUCUCCCUGGGCAGCAGUCACGAGUCCCAGGAAUUCAACAUGUUUCCAAUAAGAAGAAAUUCGUGUUCCUCAGUGGGGAGCAUCUAUGACAAUGUAAAUGAGGCUAGUGGCAGUUCAGACGAGUUGAGAGAGAAGGUCUUUGAGCACCUGGAUGAUAUCCUUCAACAUGUCCAUGGCCUUCAGCAGAAUAUAGACCAGUGGUCCAAGAAGGUGUGUCAGGAGCUCAGUGACAAGCAUGAGGAAGAGGAGGACACUGACGAGACCAGAGAAACAACAUUCUCCUCCAGCCUCCAUUUUGAGGAGCAGUCUAUGUCAGAUGUAGGCACGAUGGCAAGUGACUACGACAGCACCGGAAACUCUUUGAAUGAGGUGGAGGAUGUUGAGACAAGAGAACGAAGGGACUCAGGAGUGGGUGCUUCCUUAACCAGGCCAAGCAGGAAGCUACGGUGGCAUAGUUUCCAGAACUCCCACAGGCCGAGCCUGACUUCAGCCUCCCAGGAAAUUAACCGCCAGUCAGCUGCUCAGCUCAACCUUCUGCAAAAGUUCUCUCUGCUCCGGCUCACUGCUAUAAUGGAGAAAUACUGCGAACCCAACAAACAUGGCUGGAGCUGGUCUAUUCCUAAGUUUAUGAAGAGGAGUAAGGUCCCUGACUACAGGGACAAACAGGUUUUUGGUGUUCCACCAAUCAUCAAUGUCCAAAGGAGUGGGCAACCCCUACCCCAGAGCAUCCAGCAGGCCAUGCGCUACCUCCGUAGCCAAUGUCUGGAAAAGGUUGGCAUUUUCCGUAAGUCUGGGGUGAAGUCUCGGAUCCAGACUCUGCGGCAGCUGAAUGAAAAUUCCCCAGACCACGUGAGGUACCAGGGCCAAUCAGCCUACGAUGUGGCCGACCUGCUGAAACAGUACUUCAGAGACCUGCCUGAGCCUGUCCUCACCACCAAGCUCACUGAAACCUUCCUGCAGAUCUACCAAUGUGUCCCGAAGGACAUGCGUCUUCAGGCAGCCCAGGCUGCAGUCAUCUUGCUGCCUGACGAGAACCGGGAGGUCCUGCAGACCCUGCUCUACUUCCUCAGUGACAUCGCCUCUGCCGAGGAGAACCAGAUGACAGCUGGGAACCUGGCCGUGUGCCUGGCCCCCUCCAUCCUACACCUCAACAUCUCCAAGAAAGAGGGCACCUCCCCCAGAUUAAUCCACCGAAGGGGGGCAGGGGUAAAACCGGACCACAAGGACCUGAGUGAGAACAUGGCUGCCACUCAAGGACUCAGCCACAUGAUUGUGGAGUGCAAGAAAUUAUUCCAGAUCCCUCAUGAGAUGAUGCUGCAGUCGCGGAACUCCUAUGUCGCAGCAGAUGCCCAGCCACUCCCUCUCCACGGCUUGGGCCUGAACAUGAAGGGCGAGCCUGUGGAUUACAGAGCCUACCUGGAGGAUAAUAUCCAGGCUCUACUGAGGGAGUCCACAGAGAAGAGCAAAGGAUGGCACAGCGCCCUGGGCCCAGAAAACACAGAGCUGACAUACAAGAAGGUAGGGGACGGCCAUCCCAUCCGUCUUUGGAAAGUGACCACCGAGAUCGAGGCCCCGCCCCAGACAGUGUUGCACAGAGUUCUGCGUGAGCGCCACCUGUGGGAUGAUGACCUGCUCCACAGCCGUGUAAUCGAGGCUCUUGAGAACAACACAGAGGUGUAUCACUAUGUGACAGACAGCAUGGCACCUCAUCCCCGCAGGGACUUCGUAGUGCUUAGGCGGUGGUGUAGUGACCUUCCUCAGGGCCUGUGUCUGCUAGUGUCCUCCUCUGUGGACCAUGACAAUGUGCACCUGGAGGCAGGGCUACGGGCAGUGCUGCUCACCUCACGGGUCCUGAUUGAGCCCUCAGGGAUGGGCCGGUCCAGGCUGACGCAUUACUGCAGAGCAGACGUCAGGGGACGAUCACCUGAGUGGUACAACAAAGUGUUUGGCCAUCUCUGUGCGGUGGAGGUUGCUAGGAUACGGGGCUCCUUCCCUGUGCUGACAGUGAAAGGAACCGAGACAAAGCUUUGAACUUUGAGAAGGACCGUCGGCCCACUUGAGACACGUGCUGCCUACAGCACACAAUGACUCAAAUGAAGGGUGCCUAUCUGUAGCAUUAUAUUACAUCUGCCUGAUAAACUCUCCAGUGUCAUCAACAGGGUACUGUCAGGAUGUGGACUCUCACUCAGAUUGCACUGAUGCCCCAUGAGGAGCCACUGAGGGAAUGUCAGCAAUAUUUACAAAUCUAAACCAGCCUAUGCAUUAACUGACCAUAAAACAUUAAAACAUACCUUGAAAGAAAGAAAAUAGACAGUUUCUUUAUGCAAAACCCGUUCUUUUGAAAGCUUUAUGAGUCCCACCGCGACAUCCGUGCGAUUUGGACUUCUUACCCGUUUAACAUCUUGUGUUUGAGCUACAGAUUUCUGGGUUGUACUAUUUGAUUAAUCUAUUUAUUCUGCAUCUGUGUGAUUAACGGGGCUGAGCUAGAGCGGAGUCUGUGAGACUGGUGGAUCCUGAAAGGGCCCGGGGCCGGAUCUUUUCACAAAGUAAGAGAGAGUCCGAAUGGUUUGAGCUACACUAUUAAAAGCUAUCUAUGAAAAGCUGGGAUUCUCACAAAUACACACAUGUAACAUGUUUUACUUUAUGACAGACAAGCUACACAACAGGUGUUAGAAGGUAAGGGGUUCUUCUACAUAGAAGAUCAUAGGAAAUCCCAGGACAUAGUGUCUAUAAAACUGUAAGGGGUUCUUCUACAUAGAAGAUCAUAGGAAAUCCCAGGACAUAGUGUCUAUAAAACUGUAAGGGGUUCUUCUACAUAGAAGAUCAUAGGAAAUCCCAGAACAUAGCGUCUAUAAUGCUGUAAUAAGCACACAUAGUUGCUGUCACAAACUCCAAGCUCCACAAAGUUGUCAAUGACUAGUUGGAUAUUAAUUUCCCACUGAGCAAAUCAUUUAUGUGCUUACAGCAUUCAUUCAAUUCAUUUUUAUCCGGUUUUUGUUUUGGCUUAAAAUUUUUUAUUGACUUUUGACAAUAAAACACAUGAAUGCAACUGUUUAUGGCACAUUGUUGCCCUGGUUGCCCUGAAAAUAAAAUGGUUAAACACUUAUUUGUGAAGCUAAAUAUAAGGGCUGGACAUGCAGAUAAAUGAAAGCAAGAUAAAUGAAAAGCCGAUUUUUGCUUGUGUCUCGGGACUGAAAGGGUUAAUGCUGACUUAUCAAGACUUAUGGAGAUGAUGCCAAAAUGCCAUGGAAUGUUUUUAGCUGCAACUAGCUUUACACAAUAAGCUAGUACACAAUCAGGAGAGCUCUAUAGAAACCAUUCAUGCUUGUACUGUAUGCUAUGCAAUUUCUUCAUGAUAAAUUCACAGAGCUAAUAUAUUUUACUAUUGUCCUUAGAUGUGUCUCAAACUUGAGAAUGGCACUUUCAAUAGCUAGCCUCAGUGUUGAUAAUGCAAACAUACUUAGAUGUUAGAGAGAAAAGGUUUUGUUAUUGAAGCUCCUUAGUGGGUGGUAGUGUGUCUUAAAACACUGCAUUUCCAGACCUUGCUUCAGCCCUACAUCUUCAGUAACUUUUUAUUUUACUCAAGUGUUUAUCAUAAGACUCUGGACUUCCUGUUAUGUCUCUUAUUUUUACUCUUCUCUUUUAAAGACUAACUGGUUAACCUCCUCUCACUCUAAUUUAGCUAUUGCUUAGCUGCUGAGCUAUAGGGAUCCUUCUUCUUCCUCAGAUCUUCAGAAGUUUAGAAUUGGGAACAGAGCCAUUUGUGAAAUAGGCAAAUAUCUGUCCACCAAGCACCAAACUAUAAGAUAUAAGCAUGGAGCGCAAACAUUUGCAUAAUUCACGCUUUGAUGUCAGUUUAAGAUUUAUUCAUGAGUAAUUGCUUGUGUCAGGAUUUGCGAUCACAAUGAGAAGGGACAAGGAUCAUGACACGCUCAAAAGUGGACAGACAACCUGAGCUUUAGACAGCAUUUGUGUAGAUUGCUUAAUUACUGUGUGUGUCUGCAGUAUUAUUGUAUUUUAUUGUGUCUCAGUAAUCCGUGUUUUAUUUAUGUCUGUAUGAAUGAGUCUUCGUAUGAGUCACAGGAAUGUGACUACCUCUGUCUGUACAGAAUCGAACCAUUGACGUAUUUUUCUGUUGGGCAUUAUAUACAGGAAUGAUUUUUAAUUAGAUCUCAUUUUAAUCUGAGUUAUGCAAUGGGUGGAAGUGCAAUGACUGAAUGCAUGUAACCUUUUUCAGUGUUUUUUUUAAUGCCAUAUGCUUUACAUACAUACAUUAAUAGCCCGUACACCUAAAUGGGAUUACUCCCACUGAAUAACUAAUGCAAUGAACAUAAUUUAAACAAUAGGGGGAAGUAAUAGCCAUAAACACAAGUAUUACAUAUCUGUGAACUACAGGGUAGUUUUGAGUGAAUACUUUUUGUAACAUAACAGGCCAUUGUAUUGUACUCAAUGAAGCAGUUGUAAAUAACUUGCAUUUUAGCCCACAACAAUGUGUUCAUCUUAUUUGUCUCAUCUAUUACUAUUUACUCUUCCUUUACUACCUAUUUGUAUUAUACUGCUCUGACUGUAAAAUAGAGUAGAAAAUCAAUAAACAAAUAUUGAAAAACGAA